Racocetra persica is the source of this 415-nucleotide messenger RNA. The record is from the annotation of a GenBank genome assembly. NCBI's taxonomy places the organism in Eukaryota, Fungi, Glomeromycota, Glomeromycetes, Diversisporales, Gigasporaceae.
AAUAAUAGUGGAAAAGGAUUUGGAAAAAGCUAAUGAAAAGUGGAAGAAAAAAGUUAGAGUAUUUUUAGGUGAGAACGAGGGUGAUUUCGAUGAAAAUAAGAGGGAAGAAUUCGUACCACCUCAAGUCUCGACAUUCGACACUGCCCCUGGUCAAGUCGUAGAAGAAGUCUUGAUUUGGAAAUGCUCUAGAAAGAAAGAAAAGGAAGGCACAAGGCUGAAGAGGUUAAGAAACAGCCAAUGCAUGCCUAGAAACCCGAUGAAAGGACUUGCCCUAUACUUACCACAGUGGAAUGAAACUCGCGUAUAUGACCCUGGGGGAAAACAACGAGUAAUCUACCAGGAUCUUAGAGUUUUAAACAUUGACGACGUAAAGCAAAUUAACAUUAGAAGCUUGUGGAACUCGCCUUUAAAUGGG